Molecule: messenger RNA, 198 nt
Organism: Phytophthora nicotianae INRA-310
Lineage: Eukaryota; Oomycota; Peronosporomycetes; Peronosporales; Peronosporaceae
Exons: 1
Coding region: 1-198 (65 amino acids)
Source: RefSeq, a predicted model, not a curated record
AUGCCGAUAGACAAUAUCCAAGAAGAUCGCCGCGGACUGUUUCGCGGUGAUGGUGGAGGCGGUUGGAGUAAUAUGGACCAUCUUGCUGAACCGGUCGACGAAGACAAGGAUUCCAGUACGGCCUUGCACAUCACGGGGAAGACCGAAAACGAAGUCCAUGCUGACGGACGACCACGGCGCAGUAGCCACUUCGAGUGA